This is a messenger RNA of Lachancea dasiensis, 180 nucleotides long. NCBI's taxonomy places the organism in Eukaryota, Fungi, Ascomycota, Saccharomycetes, Saccharomycetales, Saccharomycetaceae. The record is from the annotation of a GenBank genome assembly.
AUGUUCAAGAGAUUUUCCACUCCUAUUUUGAAGCCAUACUGGCCAUUUUUCGUAGGCGGAGUUGCCGUUUACUGGGCUGUUGGCAAAGCCGCUAGCGCUUCUGCUCAAACCUCUGAAUUCAUCAAUGAUCCCAGAAACCCACGUUUCGCCAGGGGCGAAAAGCCUGUGGAGUUGAAAUAA